CACAUCCGGACACGCAUUUUGCAAGCUGGCAACGAAGAAACUUGUUGUUGUGAUAUAAUUUCCAGACAAAAAACGUAUUCAUAAUGUCAGGAAAUGGUAGAGGUGCUGCAAGAAACCCAAGCAAGUCGCCCCCAUUUCUAAUUAUUGGACUUUUAGUGGCUUUAGCCAUUUUAGGGUUCAAUUACUGGAAUUUAUCAUCAUCAAACGGUUCUCUAAGUGCCACAAACAUGGAUUUACAAGAUCAGAUCCGGAUUUUGACCUCGAAAAGACUGAAUGAAGAGCAAAGUAAAAGAGAUAUUGAGAGAAAAUACCAAUUAAUUGAACAAAGAAUAGCCACAAAAGAUUCUGAAAUUAAAAAACUGCAGGAAGACGUUGAUAAAAAGGGCGGUGAUGUGGAACGAGCAGAAAAUUUAAAGAAAGAGUGUGAAAAAAAUUUGCAACAAUGUGAGGAUAACAAUACUGGUAUCCAAACUCAGUUAGAAGCAGUCAAAGAUGAAGUUAAGGAGCUUAAAAAUCAACCAAAUGUUUCAACACAAAACUGUGACAGCCAAUGUAAGGAACAGGUUAAGAAGUUAUAUUCUGAAAUGUUCCAGAAGGUUGGAGCAGCACCUAUACAACAGCUGAUCAAUGCUGGGAUUGAUGUGGGAGAUGAUAUAAAGAUACAAGUACAGCAAGCAGCGGGUGCAGGAGGUCAGAAGCAAAUUCAGCCUCCAAAUGCAGGGGAAAAACCUGCUCAACAGCAAACAGGUCAACAACAACAAGGUCAAUCACAACCAGGUCAACAACAACCUGUUCCACCACAAGCAGAUCAACAACAAGCAGUUAAAAAACAGACAGCAAAUAAACCAGAAGAAGAGAUAGGAAAGGACAAUCCUCAGCAACCAAAUACUAAGGUAGAUGGGACAAACCAAGAAAAAGCUGAAAAUAAAACUGUAGGAGAAAAUGUUCCCAAAUCAACAGGAGAUGUCAAGGAAAUGGAACAAAAAGAUAAAAAGACUGAGGUUAAAGAAACCACUGCACCAGGACUUAAGGAUGGUGUACAGAAAGAGAAUGUAGCCAAGACUGUAAAAGAUGAUGAUCAGGGUGCGACAUAUGAUGAUGAAGAUGAUGAUGGCAAAGACACAGGGGAUAAGGCGGUGGAGGCAAAUAAAGACAUUAAAUUUGCACCUAAAAAGACAGAUGAUGACAGUAUCGAUGCCUUAAGAAGAAAUUUGAACAAUGGAGCACAAUAGAAAACAGUAAACAAGGAAUCAGCAUAAUAAAAGAUACCAGUUACCACAUUAAUGAAAUUGAACUAGUAUGAUCUCAUUGUGUAAUUUUGAAAAUAACACAUUUUAUUGAAACAUUCCAAGUUUAGGAAAUUUAGAGUCUUUUGGUAACUGAAUAAUUGAGAUAUGUUUCAAAUAAUGUCUUUUCCUGACCAAGACAUUCAGGAAAACAUUUUUAGAUUAAGAAUAUUUUGAUUAAAUUUGUUUGAUGAAUGAAUAUAUUUCUUCUGCAAAGAAGUAAAUCAAGCUUUUUCUAAUAAAAGGUGUUCCUAGCCCUCAGGAGGAAGAUAAAAGUUAACACAUAUAAAUAUGUUUUAUUAACACGUCUAAACUGUUUAGUAUGGCAGUAGUAGAAUAAUUUUUAAUGAUAUGUUUUUAUCUUUUUGGGCAUUCAUUGAAGUAUUUUGGAAAUUGCAGAAGAAAUAAGAUUCAUUUUGAAAAUAAAAGCCUUAUCGGACAAGCUAGGUGCAAAUUCAAUAACGAUCAUAUCUAUUAAAUAAAUAUAGCAAAUUAAUACGAUUAUAUAUACACGAAUGUAUACAUUAACAUUGUAUAUGAACAAUUAUGUGAUUAUCAAUUCUCCAGAGCAAUAUCAGUUUAAUCCUAAAUUCAGAGAAAACAAAUUUGUUCUCUGCUUUCAUCUUAUUUGUGUAAUAAAUACUCCCCAUCAAGCUUGUCAUGAGGGAAAUAAUUUAUUGUUUUGUUCUGAUCAUGUCAUAAUAUCUUGUUCUCUUCUUACAGAAAAGCAGCGUUAACAGCUUUUUGGAUAACUCUUAUUAUUGAAAUUUAGAAAAGGUUUUUUGUUUUCAUUUCACUUGGUUUUAAUAGAUAAACAAUGAUAAAUAUUAAAGUAAAUGAAUAGUUUACAUAAAACCAUCAUAAAAUCCUGUACCUCAAUUCCAUUUGUAAUUAUACUUGUGUUUUUAAUUUUCAUUCCUUUAUUUACUUAGAUUAAAAAUAUAAAUUAAAUAAGCUAAAAAUUCAGUACCACGUUUAUUUAAGGUUUCUUUUGUUGUCAGAAGUGAACAAGAAUUAUAAAUAGAAAAAUGACGGCUUAUUUAUGCAAAAUAUGUGAUGUGGCCUUUUACUUUGUACAUACAAUGUAUAUAGUCUUUGUAAGAAAGUAUGCUACAAAGAUUGUUAAAAACAAUUGUUGAUUUAGAGGGAGAUAAUCCUUGGUAAAAUUUAGUUAAAAGUAGUGUCUUUUCUUACAAAGACUAUAUUGGUGAAUUGAUAAGUCAAUGUGAAAUUAUUGUUUCUAUAUUUAUUAUUUGGUUAAGUUAUUGAAGUGAAAUAUUGUGGGCUUUUGGUAUUUGAUAACCAUAUAUCAUUACUUGGGAAAAUAGAAAAUUUUAUAGGUUAAAAACUUAAAAGGUUUUGAGUUGUCAAGAGUCAUGCAUUCUGAUAUUUAUAUAUUACAUGUAACAGGCUAUUAUUUGAACUUGGAAUUAUUUUUAAUUAUGGAAUUGCAUAAAUUCCAUGUUCAUUUGGUAUUAUAAUCUUUUGAGUGAUUAAUAACACUUUCCAUACAAUACAUUUUGGUUAGAUAGUGUUGUGCGCGGCACAGUACAUUCUAUUGAAAAUAAACUAUUCAGUACAGAAUAAACAUGGAAUUUAUUAAAAGUUUCAAUAACAAGAAAUCAAGCAAAUUCCAUAAUUGAAAAUAAUUCCAAGUUCAAAUAAUCGCCUGUUAUAUGUUGUUUGCACAUUGAGAGAAGUUUUAAUGAGCCAUUGACUACAGUUUAUGAUCAAAAUUGUAUUUUGUUUAUAGAAAAGAAUUGGAAAUGAUAUACAAAUAACAUAUCAGUAUUUUUGGAUAUUUCUUUAGUUCAGUUUAUUUAUAUGCAAUUCAUUGUUGUAGAUAUUUUUUGAUGUACUAAUCCUGUAAAUGUCUUGUAUUUAUACCAUGUUUUAAUGGAACUUGAUCACUAUCAGAACUGACAAUUCUUGAAGAAGAAAAAUAUGAAAAAAAAUUGUCUUUUCUGCAAUUCAGCAAAUGAAAUGUCCUUCAACGUGAGAGAAACUCAGAAUUCAUGAUUUGAAGGAUUUUAAUGUGUUAAAAUGUUGUAAUAUACAUAGCAUUGUAUCAAACUUGUACCAAUAGUUUAUCAAAUGUAUGAACAAAUGAUUCUCUCCGUAUUCUAUACUCAUUUAUAUCUAUUGAACAAAAUUUUAUUGGAUAAUAUAUACAGAAUCUUUAACUAUGCAUUUUCCUGUCUUUUUGUGUUGAAUGUUAAGUUGUUUGUUUAUAUAGUUAUUUUUAUAUUCUGUGUUAGUGUUGAUUGUGAUAUAAUGUACGGUCCCAAUAAUCCCCCUCCCAUUUUAUUAUUUUUAAUUCAUUGUCAGUUGAAAAUUCAAAUCACGAUUUCACAUUUAACAUUUAUUAGCAUUUGAAAAAAUUUAUCAGUUUUGACUCUACCAAACAUUAUACAAAUGAAUAUUAUUCAAUUAGAGGAAAAAAAAGUGGACUUAAGCAAAUUUUAUUUCUUGUUUUUAUGUUAUAAAUACCCAAAAAAUCUUUUUGAUUUUGAGUGGACAAAAAAUAUCUGUUGCCAUAUUUUUUAGGGAUUUUUUUUUUUAUUAUUAUUAGAUGUUACAAAUGUCAACUGAAAAAUGUAUUUUCUUGCACCCAUUUUACAAUUCACUACUUUUCAACAGAACAAUCAAAUAAAAAACUACCAGACAUAAUCCAAUUUUAUAAUUUGGUUCUAUCUUAACUUUGACUUACAGUGUGUCUAUCCUAUAUAUUGAAAAAAAUAUUGUCCAUCAUCAUUGCAUAUUUUAAGGAGUAAAACUCUGUUCACUUUCAGUGGUAAAUUCAUUGUCAUUCCAUUCAUAUUGUCUCAAGUUACUGACCAGAGAUAUAAUCUUUUUUUAUAUCGUUAUUGCGUAAGAAGAUAAAAAAAAAAUACAUUCCAUAUUUUUUGUAUUGAAGUUUGAUAGCUUACAAUGAAAAUUUUAUUGAGUACAAUAUAUGUGUUAACCAUAAAAGAAAAUUGUAAAAUCUUGCAAUAGCACCUGAAAUUUUAAUAUUGGAAAAAUGUUUCAAUAGGACUCUUGAUGAGAUUUUAAGGUACAUUUGAUGUUUUGAACUAUGUUAUUAACCAAUGGAACCAAAAACUCUUUUCUAAAACAAAUCAUUUGCUCAAUGUGUUCAUAGAACUACGUACAUUUUAGAGGAUUAAAAUGAAAAUUUUAAACCCAUCUCUUAUAUUAUCAUUAUUGAGAUAAUUAAAUAUCAUGAUUUUUACAGAGAGUUGUUUUUAUCUGUGAUGAGAAUCAUCGCUGUUUAGAGGGAAAGAGAAAAAAUGUUUACAUUUCAUAUUAUCUAAAAUAUACUUCUUAAUAUGUUAGUUAUAUUCAUUAUGAUCGUCGGUGGGUGCUUCACUUGGCAGAUAUACUAGUACUGUUAUUUAUUUAUGUUAUCAUUUUUGCUAUGUGGGGAAAUCCAUUUGUAAUAGUUGUAUUCAUUUGUGGGUUUUGAAUUUUAUUAUAUUUUUUUCACUGAAUAUAGAAGACAAUAAAACUUAAUGGUU
Molecule: messenger RNA, 4804 nt
Organism: Mytilus trossulus (common blue mussel)
Lineage: Eukaryota; Metazoa; Mollusca; Bivalvia; Mytilida; Mytilidae
Product: Golgi membrane protein 1-like
Exons: 8
Coding region: 84-1232 (382 amino acids)
Source: RefSeq, a predicted model, not a curated record